AACAAAGGGAACUUAGGAUAUGGAUGGCUACUGUCUGCUUGGUUCUUUUUACCGUACAAUACUUUUGGUUCCUCUCUAUCACCAACAAUAGCUGCCGGAGGGUACAUACCACAGUCAGCACCUUCACAGAGCAUAUUGCUCAGCAGACGCCUCCUUCUCCCCGCACCAUAUAUGUGAUCACCGCCACCUAUCGGAGACUCGAACAGUUAGCCGAGCUCACACGUCUCUCGCAGACCUUGCGGCUGGUCCCCGCACUUGUGUGGAUCCUCGUGGAAGACGCCACUGAGAAGACUGCGGCAGUAGAGAAGCUCCUUCUGAGGUCGGGACUUUCCUUUGUUCACCUUUUGGCACCCAUGCCAGAAAUUAUCAAGAAAGGAGUAAAGGAAAAAGCAAAACGGCCUCGCGGAGUGUCCAAUAGAAACCGAGGGCUGAAAUGGUUGAGAGCCAAUGCUACUUCGGGGGUAUUCUACUUCGCAGACGACGAUAACACUUAUGACAUUAAGCUCUUUGAAGAGAUGCGAGAUACAGAAAAAGUGUCAAUGUGGCCUGUUGGAUUACUCAAUGGAGGGUUUGGGACACCAGUCGUGAGGCAAGGAAAGUUCGAGGGCUUCUACUCCGGCUGGCCUGGGAGGAGAAGUUUUCAAGUGGACAUGGCAGGAUUUGCUGUGAGCGUGGAAUUCCUCCUUCAGAGGCCGAAAGCUCGAAUGCCAUAUAAAGUUGGGUACGAGGAAGAUUUCUUUUUAAGAAGUCUUAACCCUCUCAAGCCAUCGGAUAUUCAAUGGAAAGCAACGAAUUGUACAGAGAUAUUGGUGUGGCACACGCAGACGAAGACACCCAGCCCACAAAGACCCAUCGAUCUGAAUCUCUAUAACGGCACUAAUAUCCCGAUACUGUUCAAUAAUCUCUAAUCUACUUGUCUACUUAAGUCUACUUUUCAUAUUAAACCAAUUGACAUGUA
This is a messenger RNA of Homalodisca vitripennis (glassy-winged sharpshooter), 958 nucleotides long. RefSeq names its product galactosylgalactosylxylosylprotein 3-beta-glucuronosyltransferase P-like. The record is from RefSeq and is a predicted model, not a curated record. The transcript has 6 exons. Gene Ontology annotation, molecular function: galactosylgalactosylxylosylprotein 3-beta-glucuronosyltransferase activity. Lineage: Eukaryota; Metazoa; Arthropoda; Insecta; Hemiptera; Cicadellidae. Gene Ontology annotation, cellular component: Golgi membrane. The coding region runs from base 24 to 908 and encodes 294 amino acids. Gene Ontology annotation, biological process: carbohydrate metabolic process; chondroitin sulfate proteoglycan biosynthetic process.